Molecule: messenger RNA, 1077 nt
Organism: Miscanthus lutarioriparius
Lineage: Eukaryota; Viridiplantae; Streptophyta; Magnoliopsida; Poales; Poaceae
Source: the annotation of a GenBank genome assembly
AUGGUGUUCGGUCAGGUGGUGAUCGGCCCGCCGGGCUCCGGCAAGACCACCUACUGCAACGGCAUGUCGCAGUUCCUCUCCCUCCUCGGCAGGAAAGUUGCGGUUGUCAAUUUGGAUCCUGCAAAUGACGCAUUGCCAUAUGAAUGUGCCAUCAACAUUGAGGACCUCAUAAAACUCAGUGAUGUCAUGGCUGAGCAUUCGCUUGGCCCAAAUGGAGGGCUUGUGUAUUGCAUGGAUUACUUGGAGAAGAAUAUUGAUUGGCUUGAAGAAAAACUGAAGCCUCUUAUUGAAGAUCACUAUCUGUUAUUUGAUUUUCCUGGCCAAGUGGAACUUUUCUUCCUUCACUCAAAUGCAAGAAGUCUGACUGCAAUUCACCUUAUCGAUGCCCAUUUAUGCUGUGAUCCUGGAAAGUAUGUCAGUGCUUUGCUUCUUUCACUAUCAACGAUGCUACACUUGGAAUUGCCACAUAUCAAUGUCUUGUCAAAGAUUGACCUCAUUGAGAACUAUGGAAAUUUAGCAUUCAACCUUGAUUUCUACACUGAUGUCCAAGAUCUUUCUUAUUUGCAAUAUCAUCUUGAGCAGGAUCCUCGCUCAGCCAAGUACAGGAAACUGACUAAGGAGCUCUGUGAUGUGAUUGAUGAUUUUGGUUUAGUCAAUUUUUCAACUUUGGACAUCCAGGACAAGGAAAGUGUUGGCAAUCUUGUGAAGCUGAUUGACAAGAGCAACGGAUAUAUAUUUUCUUCUAUUGACAGUAGCGCUGUUGAGUUCAGCAAAAUUGCAGCGGCGCCUCUUGAUUGGGACUAUUACAGAUAUCCUUUACUUGUUCUUUUAAUAAUUUUCGCAAACAAGUCUUUUACCGCCUGUAAUUUCUGUGUUAUCUUCAAUGGCCCAGAUGCACACUAUCAAACCACUUGCUUGCAUAGCAAGCAUGUGGUGACUGGAUCGCAAGUCAAACUAUGCGGAAUUGCAGCCAAAAUAUAUGCUGUUGCACUUGGUCUUGUGCACCAAUAUCUUGCAAAUUGCCUUUCUUUCCUUGACGUGUGGAUACAACAGCAGAAGUGCAGGAGAAGUACAUGA